AUGUUUGGCGUGUCGACACGCAAAAGUCUCAUUUACGUGCGUGGCCUGGAACGGCGUAUCGCAGAACUCGAACAGCAGCUUGCAUCAUCAACGCCACAAAAUUCUCAAAAUAAUGAUUUCAAAACAAACCCUUUGGAUCAAGGGACAGACUACUCUCUGGCAAACGAAAUCUUGAAUCCGGAAUAUCUGGCAAAUCAGUCACCCCAAGCCCAGACAACGAAGAGUUCCUUACAAGGGCGUGAAGUCUUGCAUAUCUCACCUUUCUUGAACGCCCCUAGCCCUGCAACUGAGAAUCUUGCUGAUGAGUUGAGGCUUCUCUCAUUGGAAGCAGCUGCCGAACGAUACCUUGGUUCUUCAUCGGGUCUGUCAUUUGCCAAAUUGACUCAAACAGUUCUCCAGCGUCUCUCUCCAGACCAGGAUGACUUCAUCUUUAAUGAGCCAGAUAGCGAUUUCACGGCAAGCUUUGACUUUGAUCUAGAUUUGACGGAAAAUCUCAACCCACUGCUCCCUGAACAGGUUCCUUCAUUGACGCAGCCUCCACCUUCGAGCCCUCUAUUUAGCAAUCCGGGAACAGAUAAUUUUGAAGGCUCUAUUAGCCUUGAGUUGCUCCAACCCACUCACAUAAAUUCCCUUCUGGAAUUUUAUUUUGCCCAUUCUCACACACUAUAUCCAUUCGUCAGAAAAAUUGAAUUUGAAUCAGUAUUAUGGAGAAUAUAUGCGGAUUCAUUAGAUGCCCUCGCUCAGUCACCGAUAUGGCAAUUCCGAAUCUGGAUGGUUCUCGCAAUAGGGUCGACAACAUAUUGUUCUGUCUCUUUGAUGGAUGAAACUGAGUCCAUCCAAUUUUUCAAGAAGGCCAUGACUUAUUUCGAAGGAGCCAUGGGAUGUGGUGAUCUGGCUGGCCUGGAGGUACUGAUGCUACAAGUAUCCUAUUCCUUUUUCAACAAAAAUGGACCUAAUACAUGGUUUCUGGUCGGUGUAGCGGCACGAAUGGCAACUGGAAUGGGACUUCAUACCUCGGACGCAUAUGAGUUUCUUACCGCCGACAUGGCUGAACAACAAAAGCGUGUCUUCUUUUCUCUCUACAUGAUGGAUCGUGUUGUGUCUUUAGCUCUAGGGCGGCCUUUUGCCAUCCAAGAUGAUGAUAUCACUGCUGAGUCUUUUGUAGACGCUGACGAUGCGAAUAUCAACCCAAAUGGAAUUCUUGUCGUGAACACACUUGAACCGUCCACAAUGGCUGUACCUCUUCACAUUCUAGAGCUCCGACGAAUAGCCAGCGAUAUUGGAAGCCGAGUUCAUUCGCAGAAGUAUGCCAUUAACAUAACCUCAGAAGCACGAGAAGAUAUCUUUAAGGACCUGCACCGGCGACUUAUUGAAUGGCGUCGCAACAUGCCAUUUCCUUUACCAGACCUCCAGUCCAAGGUACCUCAUCUAUGCACCAGCUGGUUCGAUUUCAAUUAUUAUACCCAUAUCAACAUGCUCUAUCGACCAUCGCCGCUUAGUCCCACUCCUGAUAUGUCAACAUUGAAAUUACUUGCUGAAGCUUCUGGCAUGGCGAUCCGCCAAGCAAUCAAUUUGCAUCGACAACGGCGAUUUGCGUUCAACUGGCUCAACUUGGUGGCCGUCUUUAAUUCGAUUCUUUCUUUGAUGUAUUCUUCGACAGCCAAUAUGGAAAAUCAUUCUUUAGUUUUGGAUCAUACACGAGCCAUGAAUGAUUUCGAACUGGCUGUAGAGUUAUUGGAAGCCUUUCGCAGAAAGUUUCCUUCUGCGAAGAAAAUCCAAGGCAUGGUCCAAAGGGUCUCAGUCAAGUUAAAAUUGCACUCAAUGCCUCCAAUUGGUUUCUGA
Messenger RNA from Penicillium macrosclerotiorum, 1842 nucleotides. Its product is annotated as fungal specific transcription factor domain-containing protein. The coding region runs from base 1 to 1842 and encodes 613 amino acids. Gene Ontology annotation, molecular function: sequence-specific DNA binding; zinc ion binding; DNA-binding transcription factor activity, RNA polymerase II-specific. The record is from RefSeq and is a predicted model, not a curated record. Lineage: Eukaryota; Fungi; Ascomycota; Eurotiomycetes; Eurotiales; Aspergillaceae. Gene Ontology annotation, biological process: positive regulation of transcription by RNA polymerase II; DNA-templated transcription. The transcript has 6 exons.